Messenger RNA from Ilyonectria robusta, 930 nucleotides. RefSeq lists its product as uncharacterized. The coding region runs from base 57 to 713 and encodes 218 amino acids. The record is from RefSeq and is a predicted model, not a curated record. The transcript has a single exon. NCBI's taxonomy places the organism in Eukaryota, Fungi, Ascomycota, Sordariomycetes, Hypocreales, Nectriaceae.
GCUCACUAUUCACCUUUAUUCUGGCCUAGUUAUUCAUUCCUCGCCAUCUUAACAUAAUGACACUGGCACUAUCACCUCUCUCUACCAUGUAUCGAUGCAUGCUCCUCGCUCUCAUGUCUCUCUUACCCAUCCCCUCCCAGGCUUGGACCCCAACCUCUCUUCCGCAAUACACAAUCUCCUGCACCGUCGGCAAUAACGCUCCUUGUCCAAUCUCCUGGACCUGCACUCCCACGCAAACAUGCGUCUGCAGUACCCCCUGUGGCGGUCUCUGCAUCAAUCCACUAUCUACCCCUCCGCCCGUGAUUCCCUGUAUUAUAGGAAACAACUCCUCCUGUCCUGCGGGUAGCACCUGUACGCCGACGAUGUACUCCACGCCGGGCUUCCCAUGGAGUGGCGAGUGCAUCGCCACUCCAACGCCGGCGCCGUCUACGAUUUGCACUGUCGGCAACAAUGCGCCAUGCUCAAACGGAAGCACCUGCACGUCGACCAUGACCUGCAGGACCGGCGUGCCCUGUGGAGGCGCAUGCAUCGCCACUCCAACCCCGGUAUCUCUCACCCCGUGCACCGUGGGGAACAACUCACCUUGCUCGCCAGGAAGCACAUGCACGCCGACUAUGGUGUGCACCACCGAGUUGCCAUGCCAAGGAGCGUGCAUUGCAACGCCCACGGUGGCUAGCACAAAGCGUCCGUGGACCACGUCGAAAAGAAAGUGACGAGGGCGGCAUUGUUGGUAUGAUUGAGGGUCGUGGGAGUAAAAAGUCCUUGGAUAGGUGUGAAGACGAAUGCGCGGGUUUGCUCGGCUGUUUCUAUCAGCAAUAGAUUAGCCGAUAUAGAUAUAACCCGAUAUAAUUGGAUUAUAUCGAGGCAUCCAAGUCGCACGGCAUAACAAGGCGCCGAUCACGAGGACAAAAGAAAUGGUAUCAUUGGAAA